AUGCACGCCUUCGGGCCGCCUCCCCACGGCCGGGAGCUGCUGCUGGACGGGGCGGGCCGCCCGGCCGGCCUCCCCCUGCCCCUGCCCCUCACCCUAAGCCUGCCCCGGCCCCGGCCCUCGCCCGCCGCCCCCUGCCCGUGGCUCGGCGGCCCCGCCGCCCCCUGCCCGCCGCCGGAGAGCCCCCGGCCGCCCUACUCGUACUCGGCGCUGAUCGCCAUGGCCAUCCACAGCGCGCCCGGGCGGCGCCGCACCCUGCGCCAGAUCUACCAGUUCGUGGCCGACACCUUCCCCUUCUACCAGCGGAGCAAGGCCGGCUGGCAGAACUCCAUCCGCCACAACCUCUCCCUCAACGACUGCUUCAAGAAGGUGCCGCGGGACGACGACGACCCGGGCAAAGGCAGCUACUGGACCCUCGACCCCAACUGCGAGAAGAUGUUUGACAACGGCACCUUCAGGAGGAAGAGGAAGAGGCGCCCCGACGCCGGACCGCCCGACGGGGCGGGGAGCAGCGGCGGGGCCCCGGGAGGCUCCUCCUGCCCGGCCGGGCUGCGGGGCCCCCCCGGCGGCUUCAGCUCCAGCGGGGCCCCCUUCGGCCGCGCCGGGGCCCAGGCGUGAGCGCGGCACCCCCUCCCCCCCCCACCCAACCCCCGGCGGCGAUUUGCUCCUCGAGGAGCGUUUUUGUAGCGCGGAAAUGUACAUUUUUGUAGAGAUAUAAACUGACAGAGGCGGAACGAGGGCUGUGUGUGUGCUGG
This is a messenger RNA of Cygnus olor (mute swan), 752 nucleotides long. RefSeq names its product forkhead box I2 (gene FOXI2). Gene Ontology annotation, molecular function: RNA polymerase II cis-regulatory region sequence-specific DNA binding; DNA-binding transcription factor activity, RNA polymerase II-specific. NCBI's taxonomy places the organism in Eukaryota, Metazoa, Chordata, Aves, Anseriformes, Anatidae. The transcript is spliced from 2 exons. The record is from RefSeq and is a predicted model, not a curated record. Bases 1 to 615 code for a protein of 204 amino acids. Gene Ontology annotation, biological process: regulation of transcription by RNA polymerase II; cell differentiation; anatomical structure morphogenesis.